CUUAAAAAUUUCUCUAUUUCAAUUUAAAUUUAUAUAUUUUUAUUUACUGAGACUUUACAUAUGUGCAACUUAAGAGAGCGUAUUUUGUUUUUUAUAAUCCAUGACACGAUUAUAAAGAAUAUUCCGAUUCUAAUAAAAAUAUCCGUAUAAAAAAUAUUCCGGAUCAACAGGUAACAACUUUAAACAUAGGUAACUAUCGUAAACAAAAAGCGUAAACAUUGGACCAAGUGACUCACGAUGACGUAGUUUUCAUUAUCAUAUCACAACCACAAGCGUAUGUUAGUUGCAAUCCGACGCCGAACGGUAUUUGUCGUGCUACUCAAUACGAAUUAUACACCUUUAUAUUGCUUUUAUAAUAACAUUUGUUUCCAUAAUAACGUAUCGUCAAGGUUGUUUUUAUCAAGUGAACGCGAGAACACACUCGAAUAGUGCCGCGCGUAAUACCUAUAUAAAUAAAUAACGCGUAUAUUUUCCUUAACGGCGAGAACAAAGAGAAUUUAUUAUUUGCGAAUUUAUUUAGCGCUUUCCGGCUCAGCCUUUUGAUUCUACACACGUGUGUGGUGGAUAAAGUGAAAACGGUACGAUGCGAGCGAGCGCAGCGCGCAUAUAAAAAAAAACCAAUGCAAAAAUGAUUAAAAGGAACGGUGAUAAUGUAUGUGCGAUCGCGUCGAACAAUAAUCAGUGUCAAGGCGGACGGAGUUCUGUCUCGCUCUGUCCCAACGCGGCUACAAGGAUCCCUCGAGCCACUGCUGGCAGGAUGACGCAGCCUGACGCGCACACAAACAGUAAGGAAGCGAAUAUCGCGCUCUCAACGUACGUCGAAAAGUGGAAAAACAGAUACGAGGACGCUGAGAGGAAGCACAAAGCCUACCUGCUCAAGUCCGAAAAAGCACGCAGAGAACACGAUGACCUCCAACGGCGGUACAACAUACUCCUCGAGGAGCGGAACCACCUGGACAGCGAGUUGGGUGACCGGGAGCGCGAGCUGAACAAGCUGCGGCUGGUCUCCGAGAAGCUGUUCCAGGAGUAUCAGCAGCUGAAGAACCAGCAUGAGAUCGACGCGGGGGUUAUGCACAAGGUGAUGCAACAGGCGGGAGAAUGGUACAAACAAAAUAAACAGUUGAAAAGACGAAGCACGGCGUUGUUGCACGCGCUGCCAUCUACCGUGGAUAUUGAUCUCACUGAUGCCAAUGAUAGUUCAUCAGAAGCAAGUACAAAUGAAGAGGUGGAAUUCCUCAAGCGCACAGUCAGCGAACUGUCAGAACAGAUCGCCACAUUACAGACUGAGGCUAGUGCGGCGAAAUUGCACGAAUUUGAGGCGCACGAAGUUAAUGUGCAAUUGACACAGGAAUUAGAAGUGGAAAAGGAGAAAUGUGCACAACAAGCGAAGGAAUUAGAAGAUUUACGACGCCAGCUGGAGAGACACAACCGGGUGUCCAAGUUGUUGAUGGAUGAGGUGACGUCGCUCAAGGAGAAUGCUGACAAGGACAGACAAAUGGCUGAGACGUACAAGCACGAGGCGCGCGACGCUAAGAAGCGCGCAACAGUGCUCGCACAUCAGAGCGCGCUGUUGAUGGGCGAGCUGGAGCUCGACGAGCGGCUCGGCCUGCUGCUCGGCGAGCUCGACAGCCUGCGGGCUGCGCUCGACUGCCAGGCCAACAGGCACCGCGACCAGAUCGAGCUGCUGCAGCUAAAACUAUCAGAAAAACACGAAGACACAGACAUACUCCUAUGGGAGGAGAAGAUCAAGCUAGCAGAAGAAGAUGCACAGAAAGCGGUCGAAAGGGCGGAAAGGGCUGAAAGAAAAUUGAUGGAGUUGGAAAAGAGAAUGAAGAAUGAGCCAAGAAAUACGUUGAAGUCAAGGAUCAGUUACUUUGAGAGUGGGGGGAAGGGAGAGAAGAAACAGGAGAUUAAGGAAGUUGUUGAACCAGCACCACCCACACCACCACCUACUCAAACUAUCCAACCUCCCUCUCCAGCCCCUAUUUCCCCUACUCCCCCUGCUUCUCCCGCACCUCCCACUCCCCCCACACCUCACACAGCUCCUCCCCCUCCCCCUCCCCCCUGUCUCCCCCCUCCCCCUCCCCCACCACCACCAGCGCCAGUGGUAUUCGAAGGAAAUGUUGAGGGAGAUAUGGCGAAACUAUUGGCCAGCAAGUCGGGUACACUGAAGAAGACGAAACAGAAUGGAGGCGGUGCAAUAGACGCCAUAGUGGACCAAAUAAAAGGUGGUAAAUUCCACCUAAAGUCAACAGAUCGCACCGUAGAGAAGAAACAAACGGACGAUCAGCCUGAAGCCGUGAAGGAAAUGCUGCAAAUACUCGGCACUCUGAGGAAACGGAGAGGACACAGGCCCAGUGUGAUCAGUGAUGAAGCAUAGUGUUGGUGAUCAUUUGUGAUGUGGUGAUGAUGAUAUAGAAAUGUGUUUUUGAAGGUGUAAAGUAAUGGUUUUGGACAUUUGAUGGACUUAAAAUUGUGUAAAAUGUGCGUUUAUCAUGUUUUUGUAGUGACAUGUUUAGGAAUUUUAUUGAUUGUGUCGGAAUAACCAGUUAUAUAUUCAGACAAUUUUAAUUAUUGUAAGUAAAAGCAAAUAUCUAUGGGAAAAGGUCACCGUAUAUGUUGUUACGAUUAGGCCAUAUUUACUAGGUAAAAUAACAAUUCAGUAUAAUUAUAAAAUAUCGAGUGUUCAUUAUGAUUAUGGAAAAAUCAUGUUUUAAAUCCGUCAAAUGUCUAUAAAUACUCGGUUUUUAGUAAUGCCGAUUUCUUGCGGCUACAGAAAGAUUCAAGUUGCGUCAAUUAGAAUAAAAGUUAUAAUAAAUUAAUGAAAAAUGUGUCAAUCAAAAUGGGUGAUAAAGUAUUUGUUAUUACAAAUAAGGUUUUGAUUUAUUAAAUACUAGUUCGAGUUCGCGGCUUCACUCGCGUGAUUCAUACAUAAGAAGUAUUCUAUGUAUUCAUUCAGAUUUUAUAUUUACAAAAUUUAAGAGAUAUUUUAUAUUUUCGAAGAUUGCCUACACAAUUGUAGAUCUACACAAAUUCUUAUAAGUUAUAUUUAUAAGAAGGACCUUUAUAUUCUAAUAAUAUAACAAGUGAUAUUCGUUUACAAAUGAAGCACAUAAUAAAGAUACAAUAUAUUUGCCACUAGAAUUAUUUUGCACAAAAUAGUUUAAAAAUAUUGAGGAGUAUCAAAGCCAGAGUUCAUAGUUCCAAACUUGUAAAAUCAAUAAUUCUCAAUAUUAUAAGGUGGAUAUCCUUUUUUAAUGUGAAGAUGUUAUUUUUAAGAUUCCUAGAUUUAAGUAUAUGAGCUUAUUGUCACCUUAGUGCUUAUGUUUUGUGCCUUAUUGUAAAGAUAGUUAUAAUUAUAUAAAAACUUAUAUUGUGAUCUGAAUACUCUUAUAUACAUUGAAUUUAUAAAUGAUUAUAAUAUUAUUAUAUAAGUAGUUGUAAUGUUUAGUGACUAUUUUCGGAUAAUUUUGUAUUUUAUGACUGAUAUGGUUUUCAAUUUAAAUAUAUUGUAUGCGUAUUACAAAUACAUAAUAUUCACACAUUGAGUUAUUAUUACUACGUAUGGAGGAGACACCACGAAGAAAAUCUGUGCGCGGCGCGGGGGGGCUAGUGAGUCAAAUGACGCAAAAUGGCGCCCGCCAAAAAUUUUGCUCGAGUUUAAAAAAUGAUUAUCUAGUUAAUUACCGAUGAUAAGUUAUUUCUUUGCACUUUGCCGCAUUACUUGAAUUAUUAGUGCAAUAUCGUUACACACUAGAGGGAAUAUUUUAUGAGUUUCAUGGUUUUUUGCUAUACAACAAACAAGACAUGAACGCGACCAUCGCACUAAAGCGACUGAGUGCAGUUUGGCCAUAUGGCUUAUGUUGAGCGGAACAUAAGUGAUGUAGGCGGUGUCCUCUCCAUAUGUAUAUCUGAAUGUAUUUACAUUGUGAAUUAUGAUUAUGCUUUGAAUCACACAAACUUAAGAGAAAUGUUAUUUUAGAAUACAAUGUUUGUCAAAUUAGAUCUUUAGUUCACCUUUAUGUAGCACUUGACAAGUUACCCUGUAGUGCCAUCGACUUUUGUGUUUAAGUUUAAUAAAGUAUUAUUAUUUAA
Colias croceus (clouded yellow) is the source of this 4095-nucleotide messenger RNA. Its product is annotated as actin cytoskeleton-regulatory complex protein PAN1. The coding region runs from base 629 to 2380 and encodes 583 amino acids. NCBI's taxonomy places the organism in Eukaryota, Metazoa, Arthropoda, Insecta, Lepidoptera, Pieridae. The record is from RefSeq and is a predicted model, not a curated record. The transcript has 9 exons.